GGCCUGGGCGAACCUUGGAGGGGCGUCCCGCGAUCUAAACUCUAGGCUAGAUGACUGGACAAGCCCGCCCAGCUCUGCUGUGCAUGUGCUUUCUCUGCCAACCCGGCUGCCAGCAAGGCUACAGAAGCUUUUUCUGUUUCCCGAGCAUCCAUCUUCGCGGUGGAGGUUUGACGCUUCCCUGGAAGUCCAGAACUCCCACCAACGCUGACUUAUGUGAGCUUCCUGGAGUGUGCAGUCCUGAAGACAGGCUGGGCAGCCAGUGGCCUGGGGAUUUUGGAGUGAUCGCUAAUGAGUCAGGUGCUGGAGUCCCUGAGGAAAUUUGCCAGUGCAUCCUGGCUGAGUCUCAGCAUUUCUCAGCAGAACCCAUGGAGAAGAAGGAAGAGAACAACAUGAAGAGGAAGAAGGAGCAACUAAAGGAGCGCCUCAGUGCCUGGGACUCUCCCCAUGGCCUGGUUGGUUUACACAACAUUGGCCAGACCUGCUGUCUUAACUCCCUGAUUCAGGUAUUAAUUAUGAAUGUGGGCUUCAUCAAGAUAUUGAAGAGGAUAACAGUACCAAGGGGAACAGAAGAGCAGAGGAGAAGUGUCCCUUUCCAGUUGCUCUUACUACUGGAGAAGAUGCAGGACAGCCGGCAGAAAGCAGUGCAACCUAUGGAGCUUGCCUGCUGUCUCCAGAAGUACAAUGUUCCAAUGUUUGUCCAGCAUGAUGCUGCUCAACUCUACCUCACAGUCUGGAACCUAAUUAAGGACCAAAUCACAGAUGUGGACCUGGUAGAGAGGCUGCAGGCCCUGUAUACAAUCCGGGUGAAGGAGUCCUUGGUUUGCCUUGAAUGUACUGUGGAAAGGAGCAGAAACAGUAGCAUGUUGACCCUCCCCCUUCCUCUUUUUGAUAUGGACUCAAAACCCCUGAAAACACUGGAGGAUGCCCUUCGAUGUUUCUUCCAACCCAGGGAAUUAUCAGGCAAAAGCAAAUGUUUCUGUGAGAAAUGUGGGAAAAAGACUUGUGGGAAACAGGUCUUGAAGCUGACCCAUUUGCCCCAGACCUUGACAAUCCACCUCUUGCGGUUCUCCAUCAGGAAUUCUCAGACAGAAAAGAUUUGCCACUCACUCUAUUUCCCCCAGACCUUGGAUUUAAGUCAGGUCCUUGUGAUUGAAGAAGGCCUCUGUAAUGCUGAGGAACAGCUUGGAAGACAGUAUGAGCUCUUUGCUGUGAUUGCCCAUGUGGGGGCAGCUGACUUUGGUCAUUACUGUGCCUAUAUCCAGAAUUCUGUGGAUGGAAAAUGGUUCUGCUUCAACGAUUCCAAUGUUUCUUGGGUAUCCUGGGAAGACAUCCAGUGUACUUAUGGAAAUCAUAACUACCGCUGCAUAAUCCCCUCCAGUUGCAUCCCUGUCAAUACAAAUGGAGAGAAACUGCUUAUCUUCUGGUUUACAUGAAGAUUGAGUCCUAAUGGAUGUACUCUAAAACUUCAGAGACUGACAGAAUUUCAUUUUCCUCUCUAUCCCUGGAUCUGUUGACUCUUCCAUGAAAUUUUGCAGUGAGAAGCCUCGUUUUCAAAUUGUGUAAAUUGUUUAUAAUAAGGGGUAAUUUAACAGUAACUUUGCAGGGUUCUUGAUCAGUCAGAAUAGAUACUUCCACCUCUAGACCGUUGGCCAUAUGGCUGGGGAAGAGAGUGCUCCUUGCUGUGGAAGAUAUUAAUUCUUUAGUUAGGGUAGUGUGGGAGUCCAGAUGCUCCUAGGGGAGGAGAAACCAGGCUUACAAUGGCAGUGGGAGGCAUUCAGGGGGCAAAGGGCAAUGUUAGGGAGGUAUUUCAGUAUUUUACAGCUACUGUGACAGUACUGGUAUGUACUGGUAGAAUAUGAUUUUUGUUUAUAAUUUAAAACUAUUU
Molecule: messenger RNA, 1885 nt
Organism: Lontra canadensis (Northern American river otter)
Lineage: Eukaryota; Metazoa; Chordata; Mammalia; Carnivora; Mustelidae
Gene: USP18
Product: ubiquitin specific peptidase 18
Biological process (GO): protein deubiquitination
Cellular component (GO): nucleus; cytosol
Molecular function (GO): cysteine-type endopeptidase activity; cysteine-type deubiquitinase activity
Source: RefSeq, a predicted model, not a curated record